Messenger RNA from Hydractinia symbiolongicarpus, 3273 nucleotides. RefSeq lists its product as uncharacterized. Gene Ontology annotation, molecular function: transmembrane signaling receptor activity. Gene Ontology annotation, cellular component: membrane. NCBI's taxonomy places the organism in Eukaryota, Metazoa, Cnidaria, Hydrozoa, Anthoathecata, Hydractiniidae. The record is from RefSeq and is a predicted model, not a curated record. The coding region runs from base 629 to 3151 and encodes 840 amino acids. Gene Ontology annotation, biological process: cell surface receptor signaling pathway. The transcript has a single exon.
AAUGUUUCGUGUAACAAUUAUUAACGAACUCUUUAAAUCGAUUUAAAAUGAUAUGGGUUUUUUUUGCUGACAUUUUAUGGUAUCUGUAUACUCUUCUUCGAAACCACCUUAAAGAAACAAUUACCACCUAUGUCUAUCGCGAAAGUUGAUUCUCUCGAAAAAUCAAUGAACGAGAAAUUUUAAAAUUGGCUAUUUGUUAAACUUAUUUCCCUUAAUUUUGCCAUUUUUCUACUCGCGAAAGUUUUCACCUUUAAAUUAAUUGUCGCGAAAAUUUCUUUCUUAAGGUAAUUGAAAUAUACUUUAUACUGCGUGCGUUAAGUUACCCUUUUCGUUAUUUUUAGUUCUUUUAUAUGCUUAUACAUUGUGUGUUUUUUAUUUCAAAAUUAUGAGUCCCGAAAACCUGCUUAUUUUUUGCUUAAAUAUUCCCAACUUUUUAAUGAUAACAAAGUAUGUUUCGUGACAAGAACAAACCGAUAUGUCGAACAUAAUGUUGACCUCUCAAUUAGUUUAAUAACCUCGUUCGCAUUAUUUAUAAUUAAAAAUUGUGUAAUGGAUUGAAAAGUGAUACAGUAAGUUGAAAAGCAUUACAUAAAUACUUCAAGCUCAACAAAUUAAACAAAGAGAAAAAAUGAGAAUAAUAUUAUUAAAAGUUUUUUGUGUUAUUUUAUCUGUACAUUUUAUUUCAUGUGAACUUUUAUUUCCAUUUAAAGAGUUCUUUAAUUUUACAAAGCAGCAUAUAUCAGACUUUAAAUUCUCUGACAUCCUGUGUCGAUAUAAUUCGUAUCCAUCUGGCUGUUCGUGCGAGAACGCGUGUACUCGACGUAACGAUUGCUGUAUCGAUAAAUUUUGGUCGCAAGUCCAACCGAUGAAUUUGUCUACAUACAUAGAUUUUUUUGUCGAUAAAAUGACUACAGCUGCUGAGAAAAGAAUGAAAUUGAAACAGGUUCCUUUGAUCACUACAAGAACGUUAAAGAAAAGCUACCUUGUGGGAUCAGAGUAUAUUAACGCAAUUACAUCGUGCCCUGACACAGCAACACGUGAAGCAAAAAGGUUAUGCGAAAGUACAGACGCUGCGAUUGUUGAUAGCAUUCUCCCUGUAGAAGACGGUGAAAGUUUUUAUUACCGAAACAAAUUUUGUGCUGAAUGUAACCAGGUCCAAUCCUAUCAUAAUGUGCAUGUUCAAAUACAUUGCGCGACAAGAAGUCUCGAUAACUUUACAUUGAUUACCAACAAGACAAAUUGUUGGUUUUCUCGUAGCAAACAUGAUUCAUUUAUAAUACGCCAGUUUCCACAUGUACGGAGAUGUGGGCGUUCUCGGUACAACUCGUUCUGCUCAAUUUACAAGGGUGUAAUAGGAAGUUUCUACAAUUAUCAUUGUGCUCUGUGUAAUGGUUAUGAUGAAUCCAAUAUAAUUACCGUUCCAAUUUCAUUCCCUGUAACCGUUUCAACUAAAUGGUCAAAAAUCAUAUCGUUGCGGCCAUCUUUCAUGAGAGACUAUGUAGAGAAAACUGUGAGAAAGUCUUCCGGUCUGUCCACCCAAAUCACAAAACAACGGUUUGAAAUAUCGUACUGUAAGAGGGGACAAGUUCUUGACAUUGCACAAGAUAAAUGUGUCGACUAUUUAUGUGCAUAUGGCUACACCAAAACAAAAGGGCGCUGCGUCAAAAGGGAGAUCAAUAUAUCGGUUGGAAAUUUCUCCUUGUUGACGCACACAUUAUUAAACUCUUCUUUGCUUGUAUGUAUAAAAACUACACGAAAUGUUUCAUUAGAACUGAUGAUGCCAACAUUUACCAAUGUAAGCCGAGACGGUAUGGAAGAUACAACCACUUUUACAGUUAGAAAUGUGAAACAUCUUGAGGAAACCAUCAAUAGCUUGUUAAAACUUAAUUCAACACAGAACAGCAUUCAAAACAUUUUUGUGAGUACUACAAAUGGAUUUGGGAGGAACAUGUUUGAUGUUUUUCCAAGCGGAAAACGCUGUGCGAUUUCCGAGCAGGUUGAAGUCACUGACGUUAACUUUACCAGAAAAUUGGAUAUUAUACUGCAAAACAAAACCAUUGAAUACAAAGAUAUAAAACCAUUAAUCACGAUUGCAGAAGGCAAAAUUGCAAGACUGGUAAAAAUUUGCCGUCACUAUUACCUUAGCUCUAAUUGUCCGUUGAAAAAAUUGACCAAUUACGUCAUCUCGGGUGCCGACAAGAAACUGACCGUCGUCAACUCCUCGCGCAUCUUAUCGGUCAACCAGUACGUUCCGUUUGAAGAUGGCGUAGCAGUAUGUAUUGAAACAGGGAUCAAUUUGUUUAAAAGGUUUUACACCAAACCCAGUUGGCUUCGAAAAGUUAAUGCAACGGAAGCAUAUACCACUCUCUGUGGAACAAUACUUAGCUUACUUUCAUAUAUUUUUGUCAUAAAAUUAUUUAUCAGACGAUCCAUGAACGUUCCAAAGCAGCUGAUAACGACGCUCUGCUGUACGUUACUGAUAUCUGACAGCGUAUUUUUACUUUCAAAUGUUGUUUCAAAUAAUAAAAUCGCUUGUAAAGGUGUAGCAAUAGCUCUACAUACAUUUUUGUUAUUAUCACAUUUCAUUGCAGCUACCAUAGCUUACGAAUUUUCAUCAACAUUUAAGAUAAAAAUGGUGAACAAACCCAUAGUCAGUUUCAAGCGAUUCAUAAACUAUAUCAUUUUCUCUGUCAGUAUGUCUGUGUUAAUUGUAGCAACAACGAAUGUUUUAAAUGAAUUUCAUGUUGUUGAUGUGAAAUAUGGAGUGAACGGGGAAUGUUGGAUAGCUAGCUUGUAUGGAAGGGUGUUUGCAUAUAUUGUACCUGCUAUAUGUGUCUAUUUGUUUUCCAUAGUCGCUUUGCUUUACGCUCUGCACAAUAUACACGUUGUCACUAAGCUAAGUAACAUUGCCUUGAACAAAGUUGAAACAGAAAAACACAGGUCGGGAAGAAUUGCUUUCAAGUUAGUUGUAUAUCUUGGAAUAAUCGAAAUAUUUGGACUAAUUCAAAUCAGUAAACACAACUUAUCGAACAACGAAUUAAUAUUCAACUCUGUGUUUCAGAUGUUAUUUACGAUAAUUCGAAGUUUCAGAGGAGUAUUUAUAUGCACUUUGGUGUCCCGAAAGAGUUGGUUUAAGCGACAAUGUACAUGAUAAAAGUUGAAGAAUAUGCUGCCCAAACUUUUUACAAUUUCUCAUUCUUUCGUAUAGCUGAUAGGUUUUUUAGUUUUGUUUCAUAUAAAUAUAUCACUUUUAAAAAUUUAAUUCUUGAAAAU